Messenger RNA from Chroicocephalus ridibundus (black-headed gull), 5391 nucleotides. It is a transcript of the gene GTF3C3, whose product is annotated as general transcription factor IIIC subunit 3. Gene Ontology annotation, biological process: transcription by RNA polymerase III. Gene Ontology annotation, molecular function: protein binding. The transcript is spliced from 17 exons. The record is from RefSeq and is a predicted model, not a curated record. Gene Ontology annotation, cellular component: transcription factor TFIIIC complex. The coding region runs from base 100 to 2466 and encodes 788 amino acids. Lineage: Eukaryota; Metazoa; Chordata; Aves; Charadriiformes; Laridae.
GCGCGGCGGGCGCCAUAGCGGAGGGACCCGCGUCCUGCCCUGAACAGGGUUCCCCUGCGCCGGCUGCGGCUGCUCCCGUUGCCGGGUGGUGCCGGUGCGAUGUCGGGCUUCAGCCCGGAGCUGAUCGAUUACCUGGAGGGGAAGAUCUCCUUCGAGGAGUUCGAGCGGCGGCGAGAGGAGCGCAAGAGCCGCGAGAAGGAAGGUGAAAAUGCAUCUGCUGAGGAAAACACUGAAGACGCAGAGGCUCCAUCUUCAUCCAGAAAAGCGUCUGGGAAAUCCCAAAGUCAGGAUGAAACUGACGGAGAAACUUCAGAUGGUGUCAGUAAAUCUGUUCAUCGGGUCUUUGCAUCCAUGCUUGGGGAAAAUGAAGAGGAAGAAGAGGAUGAAGAUGAAGAAGAAGAAGAGGAAGAGGAAGAAGAAACUACUGAGCAACCCACAGCUGGAGAUGUUUUUGUGUUGGAGAUGGUACUUAAUCGAGAGACCAAGAAAAUGAUGAAAGAGAAAAGACCUCGCAGCAAACUUCCUCGUGCCUUGAGGGGUCUGAUGGGAGAGGCCAAUAUCAGGUUUGCUCGAGGAGAACGUGAGGAGGCUAUCCUAAUGUGCAUGGAAAUCAUUCGACAAGCUCCUCUUGCUCAUGAGCCAUUUUCCACUCUUGCCAUGAUCUAUGAAGACCAGGGUGAUAUGGAGAAGUCACUACAGUUUGAACUGAUUGCAGCUCACUUAAAUCCUAGUGAUACUGAGGAAUGGGUUAGACUAGCAGAGAUGUCGCUGGAACAGGACAAUAUUAAACAGGCUGUUUUCUGCUACACAAAAGCUCUGAAAUACGACGCAUCCAAUGUGCGUUACCUAUGGGAGAGAUCAAGCCUGUACGAACAGUUGGGGGAACAUAAGAUGGCUAUGGAUGGCUACAGGCGUAUUUUGAAUCUCCUGUCUCCCUCUGACGGAGAGCGCUUCAUGCAGUUGGCUAGAGACAUGGCAAAGAGUUACUAUGAAGCAAACGACGUGACCUCUGCUAUCGAGAUAAUAGAAGAAGCCUUUACUAAACACCAGAGCCUUGUCUCCAUGGAAGAUGUUAAUAUUGCAGCCGAACUAUAUAUUUCUUCCAAACAGUAUGACAAAGCAUUGGCGGUUAUUACAGAUUUUGCAGGAAUUGUACUUGAAAAGAAAGUGUCAGAAAAAAGUGCAACCGAGGAGAAAAAAGAUACAGGGGCAGUGGUGGAAACUCAGGAAAGCCAGGAGGCAGAGACUAAAGACCAAAGUCAUCCAGUUGCUGAACCCAGUGCUGCAGCUGUGGAGAAGGUCAGCUGCUGUAUACCUGAGGGCGUUCCCAUAGACAUCACAGUCAAGCUGAUGGUGUGCUUGGUUCACUUGAACAUCCUAGAGCCGCUCAAUCCUCUUUUGACCACUCUGGUGGAACAAAAUCCAGAAGAAAUGGGCGACUUGUAUUUGGACGUCGCAGAGGCGUUUCUGGAUGUUGGAGAAUACAACUCAGCGCUGCCUCUCUUGAGUUCCCUUGUCUGUUCAGAACGAUACAACUUGGCUGUCGUCUGGCUUCGGCACGCGGAGUGCUUGAAGGCUUUGGGACACAUGGAGCGUGCAGCAGAGAGCUAUGCCAAAGUUGUUGAUCUUGCUCCAUUGCAUCUGGAUGCAAGAAUCUCACUUUCAACACUUCAGCAGCAGCUGGGCCGACCUGAGAAAGCUCUGGAGGCUCUGGAACCGAUGUAUGAUCCAGAUACGCUGGCUCAGGAUGCUAACGCUGCCCAGCAGGAAUUAAAGCUACUCCUCCAUCGUUCGACCCUGUUGUAUUCCCAAGGCAAAAUGUAUGGUUACAUAGACACUUUACUUACAAUGCUGGCAAUGCUGUUGAAGGUAGCAAUGAGCAGAGCUCAGGUGUGUUUGAUAUCUAGUUCCAAAUCUGGAGAGAGACACCUCUAUCUUAUUAAGGUGUCAAGGGAUAAAAUUUCUGACAAUGACGACCAAGAGACAGCAAAUUGCGAUGCAAAAGCAAUUUUUGCCGUUCUCACGAGUGUUCUGACAAAAGAUGACUGGUGGAACCUCCUCCUGAAGGCUAUAUAUUCCUUGUGUGACCUCUCCCGGUACAAGGAGGCAGAGCUACUCGUGGAUUCCUCAUUGGAAUAUUACUCGUUUUAUGAUGAUAGACAAAAGCGCAAGGAGCUGGAAUACUUUGGGCUCUCUGCUGCAAUUCUGGACAAGAACUUCAGAAAAGCGUACAACUAUAUCAGAAUCAUGGUAAUGGAAAAUGUCAAUAAACCUCAGCUAUGGAACAUCUUCAAUCAAGUGACUAUGCAAUCUCAGGAUGUCCGUCACCAUCGCUUUUGUCUCCGCUUGAUGCUGAAAAAUCCUGAUAAUCACGCACUGUGUGUCCUGAACGGGCACAAUGCGUUUGUAUCUGGCAGUUUCAAGCACGCUCUUGUACGUGCAAGCCUUUCGUGCGAACCCAGAUGAACCUCUGUACAGUCUUUGUAUUGGCUUGACUUUCAUCCACAUGGCCUCUCAGAAAUACGUGUUGAAAAGGCACGCUCUUCUGGUACAGGUGAGUUAGUGUAAUUAUUUUUACCUUUAGCGUUUCCUGGCUUUGGAUCUUGCAGACAGCUAUGGCUACAACGUAGUCUGUUUAAAUAACUUUUAAUAAUUAAUACGGCAUUUCAAAAGAGGGAGGUGGUGAAACAUGAACACAGAUGAAGAUGCUUUUGAACUGCAGUUAUACCCAGAUGAAUCUCCUCUCCUUUUAGUUAAAUGUAGCUUGUUCUGCUGUGUGUGUAUAAUGAUCACUCACAUAGAUGCCAGCAGCUGCCAGCUGUUUGCAAAAAUAUUACUAAUUUCAGUCUUGAUGACUGUAGUCUGGAUUUUCUUCCAAAUUUUUCUUCUUGCCCGCCUUAGUCCAAAGAAGUGCUGUGGAGUAGAAUCUCUGUCACGUGCCCUUCUUAGUUGUGUCUCAUGAACUGCAUUGCUGAAGUGAACUUUACAGACUUAGAAAGUGGGGUUUUUUCCCCCCGUCUUCCUUUUCUCUUCCCCCUUUUACGUGCCUCUUACCGCUCUCUUUAUAAAGAUUUUUUGAACUCCAGUUUAGGCUACCCUCAAUUUUUCAGCUUCCUUACUCACAUUUUUCUUUCAUCUGCCAGAUCCAGUUACAAACCACAGGCUCAUUAUUUCCAAACAGAAUCUUGAAAGUAAUUUCCUCUACCCUCCAACAAGUAUUUUCAUUAACUUGAAAUGCCUUUUAAUUCCUGUGGCCAAUGAGCUCAGAGUCAGCAAAAUAUGGUAGGAUCCUGAACUCUCAUGACUUGUGAAACUGCUGAAAAACCGUACCUUGCCCUGGUUUUGACAAAAGCUAUAGCUCCUCAGCUACUCUAAACCAAUACCAAUUAUGUCAGUAUCCAACUUAAGACAUUUUGAACUUGCAAACUUUGGCCUAAUUUUAAUAUUUUUAUCCACUUCUCUCUGUGAUCAGCCUGCCUUUCUUUUAUGGGCUGCUCUGUUCUCCUUUUGUAACACACUUGAACAAUGUCCUAUUUAUGUUACCCUCUGGCUAUACGGUUCCCUGCUUUCUGUCUUCUCAUUUCUUGCUUACCAUACUUGGUAUUUUUACCUCCUCUCUUGCUCCUAUUGUAGUUGAUUAAUAAUUCAACCACAGUGACAUAUUGGUGACCUUUAUUAUGAUCAUUAGCUGCUUGUGCCUGAAAUAAUUCCUCAUGUUGAAGGAGCUAUCUUCUCUGAUUACCAACAUGGUGCCUAAAAAGAAAUCCUCUAUUUACAACAGAGUCAUCGCAUUCCAAAGUGGUAACAAAAUGAAAUGCACAGGAGAGGAUGAAAACGUUGUGUCCUCGAUUUCUCCCUUCUGCAUUCACCUCUUCUAUCUCUCUGAGUUUCCCCCAGGGCUCCGUCAGUGUCGAAUGAAACACUGCAUGUUAAUGUGAAAUACCACUGUAUGCCUCUUUGUCUUUCCCUGAGUUCUGUAGGGGGGUAGCGCUGGUCUGAUGCCAUUCAUCUUUAUAGCAUCAUGCAGACCUUGAGUCAUGAAGAGUCUGUAACACACCAAGCCGAUACAUCUGUGACAUCCUACAGAUGAGAAACAAAGCACUUCCCUCGCUUUACAGCACGUCAGCGUAUAAAUGAGACUAGUUUGUUCCACCGGUGCCUGGUCACUGUCACUGUCCUGUUUUACAUCUUCUGGGACAUCAGCACCUGUUGGGUCCUGCCCCUCUGUCUGAAGCACAGCAUGCCACGUAGGAGGAGCGGGUAUUCACACUAAAGUUGACAACGAGAUUAGGUACACCUGGGAUGCUGCUAGUCAUGUAGUUUAAAUAUAUAAGUGUAUAUUUUAAUUUUAAACUAAAAGCCAAAUAAGGAAGUGUAACACUUACAGGGUGCUUUGACUUGAAAUUUGUUAAAGCCUAGCACUGGAAUUGCUGGGUAUGAGUUUCCUUUCAAAUUCUGCUGGAGACUUGGCAGUAGAACAUCUGCUGGCUUCGAGAAGGGACAUGAACUCUUGCCUGCUGCUUGGGAUAUAUGGAUUUUUCAUGCCCUUAUUCAGUGAUGUUUAUUUCUGGCCAUUUUAUAAAAUGAUAUACUGAUCAUUUCCCUGAUAACUGGUACUGGAAUAAACGCUUACAUGGAGCACAAGAUCAAGAAAAGAAUAUGAUUGCGUUCCAGAAAUAAUACUUUGAUGUGUACUUCAUGGAGUUCGGAAUUUUGCAGAAUUCUGAAAAGUUGUAGAAUGAAACCAUUUCUUGGCACUAUCCAAGGCAAAGACUGAAGGAAAGGGAAUGAAGGUCUGGGUUUUGGUUUUUUUUCUCCUUUUUAGAAAAAGAAAAAAAAUUGGCUGAGGGUUAUCCUUUAAAGAUUUUUUUAAAGAAAAGUAAAAUCUUGCUCUAGUCUGUCCUUUGGCUGCAUGUUUUUUAACGUGGUCAGCUCUUCCGAACAAGAACCAGUCUUAUCUGUGUGUAUAUUACAUAUAAAUAAUAUAUAAAUAUUAUAAUAUAUAAAUAACUGUGUUCAGUUUAUUAAAAAGAUGUACCCAUUGUUAUCGAAGGCAGAGAGACUGACAGAGCGCACUUUUUAUGGUCUCAGCUAUCAAAUGUGACUUAUUUUUUGCCUUCAACUUGCAUGUGGCUCUGUGGGGAAGCGGAGAUCAAAAGUUGAAACAGAUACAUUUAAACGCCUGUUCUCCAGCCUGUUUUGCUGCCAUUUUCUUAAAGGGAACAUUCACAAACGUGCGUAAUAUGUGUACAGGGAUUCUCCUUCCUUCACCGGUACUUGGACCUGCGUGGACCAUGUCAAGAGUCUUUCUACAACCUCGGCCGUAGCCUUCACCAGCUGGGAUUACUGCACCUGGCAAUCCACUAUUACCAAAAAGUACUUGAACUUCCU